Molecule: messenger RNA, 1311 nt
Organism: Tetrahymena thermophila SB210
Lineage: Eukaryota; Ciliophora; Oligohymenophorea; Hymenostomatida; Tetrahymenidae
Product: UDP-glucose/GDP-mannose dehydrogenase family, NAD-binding domain protein
Exons: 3
Source: RefSeq, a predicted model, not a curated record
AUGGAGCAAAUUUAAAACUUAGGAUCCUUUGAAGGUAUAAUUAACGAAAGUAGUGAGAUGAACGAUAGCGUACAUUAGAAUAUAAAGCAUAAUAGAAUUACUGAAAAGCUUGUGUCUCUUCCCAUUGAUUUCACAGGUGAAGUUUCACAUAUCGUAGCUUUUAAAAACAGCAAAAUAUUUAUUUACUUUAUUAAUGGGAAAUGCAUUUUCCUAGAUAUAAAUACUAUGAAAACUUUAAACAGCUUUUAAAUACCCCCUAAAAUGACUCACUUCAAGCACUAUGAUGAUAAAACAGUUCUAUUUCUUAAUACUGAGAAGUAUAUUUUACAACUUCUAGAUGUAUAUUCAGGAAAAGUAGUUUCGACAAAUCAUCCUAAAGUUCCAUCUGAAAUUAAUUGGUAAUUAGCUGAAAGGAAAGCAAGAAAAAUUGAUGAUUUAAUCACAAGUGGAUUGACUAUACAUAUUUUGUAAGAAAGUAAAAUGGUCAUAGUAUUAGAAUAAAAGAACAUUAUUUGCUCAGUAAACGAAUAUGUAUUAACAACAUUCAACUUCUAGUAGCCUAGUCAUCUGAAUCAAAUCAUAAUUCCUGAUGAAAAAUAAAAGUCACUUUUUAUUACUCCUCUUAACUAAAUUGAUACUGUAAUGUUAUGGGGUGCUCACUAAUCUGAAGAUUUAUUAGAAAUGUUCAUAUGCAAUGUUUUCUAAGGAGAUAAAGGGUUUAGCGUUGUGAAAUUAGAUCAGAAAAUUACUUGCGAUAUAGUUGCGGCUUACCCGUUGAAUGAAAGAGAAGUAUCUUUUUGGGUAAACAAAAAACAGCCUGCAGUUUUGGUAGUAGAUUGGGCUGGAAAUAAAAGGCUGAGAUAAAUAGAUUUAAAUGUAUUCAAUCCUUCUGAAAAUAUGGAUUAAUUAGGAUGCAUCCUGAAUGAUGUUUAUUAUUUAAAUUAAGAUCUUUAAAUUGCUCUGGUUUCUAUUCAAACUUAAAAAGAAGAGUUGUUUUCUGUGAUAAAUUUAGUAGAUAAUUCAGUGUCGUUUGUGAAAACAAUUUCUAGCGAACUAAAUCUAACAGAAAAAUGUUUUUCUCCAGAUGGAAAAUAUUAUGUAGAAUUUGAAAAAGUGUACAGAGAGCCAGAAGAUUCUUAGGACCCAUCAAAAAUCUACUUUACUAUUAAUUAUAUGAUUGGAAUGAGAGCAAUAAUACUCUAUUUGCUAGAAUCUAAAAAUAUAUAAGAAAUUUAUGGAUAAUAUGCUGCCCAUUAAAUAGUUAAUAUGUUGACCUAAAAUGAACCAGAGAGAGUAAUAAAUUUUUUUUGA